Drepanopeziza brunnea f. sp. 'multigermtubi' MB_m1 is the source of this 318-nucleotide messenger RNA. Lineage: Eukaryota; Fungi; Ascomycota; Leotiomycetes; Helotiales; Drepanopezizaceae. The record is from RefSeq and is a predicted model, not a curated record.
AUGUCCUUCGGCCCCUUCCACUUUCCGCGUGGCACUACCUCCAACUCCGCCUCCACCAGUAACCACGUAGAUGCGCCAGCAAAAUGCAUGUUCUGCGGCGGCGAGAACUGGAUGGUCGACUGCGAAGUUCGAGUCGCGCUACUAGCUGCAGAAAGAGAGAAAAGUACAAAAGAAGUCGUGGACGCCGUUGCAGGCAAAGCCAAGCCGGUUAGAAGGAGCGAACAGGAUAGAAAAAAAGGGCGAGAGGUGGAAAUUUGGGGGCGGGUCGUGGAAGGUGGGGUGAUUAAUGGACUCGGUGGUGCCUGUGUAAUUCUCUAG